This is a messenger RNA of Dreissena polymorpha, 4788 nucleotides long. RefSeq lists its product as uncharacterized. Gene Ontology annotation, cellular component: cytoplasm; nucleus. Lineage: Eukaryota; Metazoa; Mollusca; Bivalvia; Myida; Dreissenidae. The record is from RefSeq and is a predicted model, not a curated record. Bases 11 to 2311 code for a protein of 766 amino acids. The transcript is spliced from 3 exons.
CAUAAAGAGAAUGAGUACUGAACAUAUAAAUAGGACACUAGGAGGCGACGGCUUCUUUUUUCUACUAAAUAUUCCUAUAAAGUGCAACACGAUUGUGGUGGUGUUUUCAGAAUUGUGCAUUUCGAAACAAGAACUCGAGUACAUCGGUUUCCAAUUAGCUUUCAGUUUGGUUGCAAGGUUCCGUAUGUUUGUCCUGAAUUUUGGGUUCUUCUUUGCGAAUAGUUUUUACGAAUUUUCCGAGGCAACAGCGGAUGACAAGACUAUUUCGACAGAUGCAAAUGAGGACAGAGCCGACAAUCUUGCUAAACAGCCAGGUUAUUCAAAAAAUGCAACAGCAUAUAUUGAUAAUCAGACGAAUGACACUACAAGUAUGUUCAUAAAUAACGACAAUAUGACAAGUCAAAAUGGAAGAACGAUAGAUGAUUUGAAUACAACCGAUGCUAUUGAGAACACCGGCAAUAGUUAUAAGGAAAAGACGGGGUUAAAUACAAAUACAAAUGCUUAUAACGAUUUACCUAAAGGUCCACCUGAUGGCAAAGCACUUAAAGCCGAAUGUUGUUUACAUAAGAAAGAAGAUAAUAAUUCGCCACAUGGCAAUAAUAAAUCUUCCAAUCAAGAUGUGCUUAGGAAGAAAACCGGUCAAACAGAUUGUCGGAAAUUGAUUUUCGUAGGAUUUCAGUUGAUUUCAGAACCGGAAAAACAAUAUCAAGAAAGCGAUAAAUCAAAAGAAAAUUAUUUCCAGACAAAAUCCUUAGGAAAAACCUGGAUCUGUGGACCUGAUGAAAGCCACGGAAAAAAUCCCUUGGUCGAUAUCCCUGUAGGUCUAUCUGAUACGGAAGAACGUUUGCAAGAAUCAAGUCCAAUAUACAACGUUGUUUCGAACUUAGUAGGUACAAAUCAAAGAACUUAUAAUUCUAUUGCAAAUAAGAAAAUGCGUUCGAUGUGUGAACAAUGUCUUAUGUCGAAAAGUGAAAUGAGAAGCAAAGUAAACGUGUCUAUAAAGUCAAAUCAUGAGGGAAUUCCCGUGGAGGAAGAUGACGGAAAAUAUUUACCAACGGAAACAACAGAUUGUCUUGUUAUUAAAAUACUUUCGUCAAAAUUUAUAAACAAUGCACCGUCCAAGAAGACGAAUUUAUACGCCUCGUGGGACACAUCAAAUUUACGUUGCAUUGUUUUCAAAGACACGCCAACUCCAAAGGAUGUAUCAUUGUAUCCAUUGAAUGAGUUGAGAAAACACGAUAAAAAAGAGUCGAGAAAAAUUAUAACUGAACAUGCCCAUGCCCAUGCAACACACAAGGUAUUGAAUGAUUUUAAAUUCGAGACUAAACUUUCAGAACAAAUGUCAGUAGAGCAAGAAGUUAAGCAAAUUAUUAACCACUUAGGCUGUACAUGCGCACAAGGCCCACGAGAAUUAUUCCUCUUACCCCUUAUGCGUGGAGAAGAGGUAGAUGACCCAGUCGAACAGCUGCAGCGGAUUGUUGACACAACUGUGAGAGGUGAACCGGUCCCCCCUCAAGAAAGUAUGCGCUUUGAACUUCUGAGGAGUUGCACGUAUAGGAUGUUUCCAAAAGAUGGUAAGCCCGAUGUCAGGAAAUAUGCUGAGGCUGGCUUUUACUACGCAUCGAACAGUGAUGAAGUUAUUUGCUAUUGCUGUUAUAAACGUAUAAGCAACUGGAAAGCAGACGACGAUCCGAUCGCUGUACAUCGCAAUAUCUCACCAACAUGUCGCUUUCAUAUCGACAAUUCGACCGUCAAUGUAGCAAAGGAAGUAACAGCACACGUCGAGACAGAAAUCAUGGCACAAAUUCAAGGCGGGCGUCAAAGAAAUAUCCCACCACAUAGUUCACUACUUCCAACAAGUCAGAAUGCACCAAGACAAACAAAUGUACCAAAUGUUACCAUGUCCCAACGUGGCGACACCUCUUUACCCGAGUAUCAGCCACCAGUAAGUACACGAGAAUUAGCGAAAUAUCAAUCCAUGAUGCCACAAAUGUCGCGUUGUGAAACCGCCUCAUCAUGUAGACCGCAGUUCCAGACAGGCAUUUCAGUGCCUCAAGACAACUUUAGGAUUCCUGUGAUCAACACAAAAGCAGUGCAGCCAUCAGAGGAUGAAGCAGAACAAGUGCAACCACAACAAUCACAGAAACUGGAAUCAUUGAUGCGGUCGGACGCCUCUGCCAUUGUUCAAAGCAUGGGCUACGAUGCAUUGAUAGUUAGACAAGCAUUAUCCGAUUUGCUUGAAAAGGGUGAAACGCAGCCCGAUGCCCAGGCAAUAAUGAAUGAAAUCUUCCAAAUCGAAGAUCGAACAUAAAUGCUUGACGCUAUAUAAUAUCGACAAUUUUAUCGUUUCCUAUUUUCUUUGCAUUUUCUGUGUGACAAUGUGUGUAGCUUAUGAUAUGUCUUGUUGUACUUGUGCGAGAAGAAUUUUGUUUUGGGUUGCCCAGUAGGGAUAAUUAAGACAUUUAAAACGCGGUUGAUACGGAUACUUAUUAAAAUCACCCAACAAUAUAUAUAAUGGUCUAAUAGAAAAGCUAAUUUCAAUGUUCCCAAAACAUUUAAUUCAUAGGUAUUAAAACUGUAAAUCAUGUGUCAUUAUUGUGUGUGAUACACCAGUUCAUUUUGACUUGUUAGCGGACAUUUUCAUUUUUUUCUCUUUGGAAAAUUAUUUUGAGGUUAUACCUAUUAUGUUAAGAAUAUACUAUUAUGUAUGCAAUAUGUUUCUUUGCAUAAACGGUCUAGAUUGUUUUGAACAAAAUCAAUAGGUACAAGAGAGAAACCUGAUAAAGUGCAAUUAUUGUCAGUGGAUCCAAAAUGUAUAGCAACAUGUGAAAGUAACAUGUGAAAUAGGAUUUAUUGACCAAUUUCUGAUAUCAAACCUAUGGCUAUUCAUUCUGCGGGAAACAUUCUGAUUAGUUUGUCCGACGCAUUGUUUAUUACAUUUUUACAUGUAAUAAAUUAAAUUACAUUGCGCGAAGUACAAUCAACAUCCUAGCGUAAAUCAUACGAUAAACAAAUAACACUACUAUUGGAACUUGAACUUAUGUUUAUAUUAUUGCAAUGUGUACAUCUUGGUCGGUUACAUUGAGCCGAUAAAUGAAUAUCAGUACUGUUAUAAGACACUGAACAUCUUACAAGGCUGUUACGAAUAUUCUUAGGUCUUUUAUAGGCCAAAAUAAGUUUAGUUAAUGUAAAGACUUAACACUUUCCUUGUUUGAUAACCUUAACAAAUCACAGUCUUUGUGUUAAACUUUAGCAAUAUUAGGAAUUGAUGUGUUAAAACAUACAGUAAAUGGUAUUAUUGAAUCAGUAUUUCUCUAAGUAACACAUAAUGCACUUUCCUGUGUCAUAUUUUUCACUUGAGAAAAUCCAUUUUCAAUAACAUUUGUUCGAUAAUUUCUCCUUUUAAAAUAUUCAAAUAAACUAGAUAAGGACUGAUCAAAUACAUCAUCAUCAGAACUAAUACGUCUGUAGCGCUUUGCCUGGCUAUAUGUAAAACUCCGCUUACAGGACAUGGGGUGAGAUGACGUAAAAUCUAAGUAUAAAUGCAUAUUAGUGAGUUAACAAAAAAAAUGUAACCACAGUGUCUAAUUCACUUUUUGAUAUAGAUACAUCAAGGAAAGAUAUACACUGUUGAGAUAUAUUAGAGGUAAAUUUUAUGGUGGAAUGGAAGUUAUUUAAAGUAUUAAUAAAAGUUUUUAAAUCUUCUAAAGAGACAUUCCAUAUCAUAAAAAUGUCAUCCAAAAAUCUAAACCAAAUAUGUGGUUUAGUAGAGGUAUUGUUCUUUCUCAAAUUUACCCCCAAAAAGCAUAACAAUAGUUUGUAAAUAAGUACCAUUAUUGAAAUAAAAACAGUUAUUUCCAAGAACAACUUGCACAAGUUUGCUAACAUCAUCCACAUUAACAUGGUUAUUUAUAGUUUCUUUUCUUAAAAAAAAUAUGUACAAGCAUCUAUUCCCUCACUUUUAUUAUUAAUUUUCUUUAUAAAGAAUACUGUUAAGAAUACUUGUAGAUACUUAUGAAGCACUAAUUUUGAAUUGAAUGCAUUAUCAUUUUAGGUCUGUUCGACAUACUUUUCUUGUAAUACAAAGAAUAAUUUACAGUCUUGCAAUUUUAUUCAUAGCCGUAUAAUAUAUUCAGUGUAAGUAUAAUGUAUAUUAAAAUGAUAUUCUGUAUGUUAAUUAACAUAUUAAACACAGUUAGUGUGAAUGUGCAGUUAAGAUAAAACACAAUUUUUAUGUUCAUUAUUACAGUAAUGCAUAUUAUUCAUGAGUUUCGUUUGUAAUGUUUAAAUUUGCAUUUUGACUGAUAUUGAUACAGAGAUGAAGCCGGUUACAAAAACAUUUACCGGUUAUCCUAUAAAUGUUACCGAUUUAUUUAGCGGAUAACUGAACAACGUAAAACUGUUUAAGCAUACUUUAAACCAUGUCAAAUUGUACGUAAAGGCACUCUGUCUAAAAACGGACGUAAUUUAUGAUCACUUUCUUUGAUUACAUAAGCGGCAAUAUCAUGCUCGUGAUAUAAAGUUACUAUAUAUAAAACCUUUAAUUACAUAGAUUUGAAAAUGUAUGUUAUGCUUUGUAUGUUCUUUUCCGGUCCUAAAGCAUAUGGAUGAGAAAUAAACAAUUCAGUAUGCUAUUUUUGGUGAGGUAGCUUACGUUUGUGUCGAAACGCUGACAGCAAUGUUUGUUAUUUAUAGUUUGUAGUUUAUAAUUUACUAAACAAUAUUGCUUUGUUAUAUUGCCUUUAUUGUAUGUUUUGUGUACUUGGGUGAAAUAAACAAUAAGAUCUG